UGAUCCAUAGAAAAAGAGUAAAACUGUGGGUUGGGCUAAUUGAUUGAAGAAAGCGCGUGAUCUGAUCUAUAUAUAGUACUCCACCACUGUCGGUGUCUGCAUGUGCAUCACCACCCAAAUCUCGCUUUAACUAAAUUUUUCUCCGUUCAAGUCCAACCCACACUGCUGCUAUUAUCUCAAUUCGCAUUUGGGUGAUAUUGGGGAUGAAAAAGAUUGGAUUUUUGUUCUUGUUUGUCGGUGUUCACGUCUAGAGUCAAGCACAUCGAGAAAUGAGUUUGAGCAAUGGCAAAAGUGAAGCACCAAUAGCCCGAAGUGACGGGGUAGAUGGUGAGAUUGUGAACAAUGAGAGCAAGGUAUUCAAGAUCUUCGUUGGGUAUGACCCGAGUGAAGAUCUUGCCUUUGAGGUAUGUCGGCACUCCAUCUUGAAAAGGUCUUCAAUUCCCGUUGAGAUCAUACCGAUAAAGCAGUCAGAUCUGAGAAAGAGGGGUUUGUAUUGGCGUGAGAGGGGUCAGUUUGAGAGUACCGAGUUUUCCUUUUCUAGAUUCUUGACACCUUGCCUUGCCAAUUAUCAAGGUUGGGCGAUGUUUGUGGAUUGUGAUUUUCUCUACUUGGCUGAUAUCAAGGAACUGAGAGAUUUGAUUGAGGACAAGUAUGCUAUCAUGUGUGUUCAGCAUGAUUAUGCUCCAAAGGAGACUACUAAGAUGGAUGGAGCAGUGCAAACUGUGUACCCCAGAAAGAAUUGGUCUUCAAUGGUUCUUUAUAACUGUGGUCAUCCAAAGAACCGUGUUCUCACUCCUGAGACUGUCAACACACAGACUGGUGCUUUUCUUCACAGGUUUCAAUGGCUGGAGGAUGAUGAAAUUGGAUCCAUUCCUUUUGUUUGGAAUUUUCUUGAGGGACAUAACAAGGUUGUUGAGAACGAUCCUCUUACUUUGCCCAAGGCCAUCCAUUAUACUCGUGGAGGACCAUGGUUUGAAGCUUGGAAAAACUGUGAAUUUGCUGAUCUAUGGGUCAGUGAAAUGGAAGAUUACCGCAAGCAAGUUAAGAAAGAAUCUGCCAAUUAGAGUCAAUCAAUCAGCUUAAUCUUGUUAUUUAUUGAGAAUCAGUUAUAGUGAUGUAUUAUUCUUUUAUGUCAUUCGUUCUGAAAAAUCUGAAUCUGGUGAUUCAUGUUAUGAGAGCAGGAGAGUAGUCACUGCUGGUCUAAAACUAGAGUUUAGUGCUAUUCUUUACAGUAUUACACUAUUAUAUUGAUAGCUAUUUAAGAGAAAAUGCUGCUGAUGAUGUAAUUCAUUUUUUAUUUGUUUGAGGAUUUCCCUAGGACUUUAAGGGAGAGGUACAAAAGCACCACUCUGUAUUGAAUAUUUUAAUGUACCACUCUGUAUUGAAUAUUUUAAUGGAGCUUUAGUAGAAGAUUAUAUAUUAAUUAUAUGUUCCAAUAUAGGUAUCAGCUUCUGCUUAGGCUGUAAAACUUCUUCCCAAUCUAGAGAGACUAUGAUUUCAUUGCUUGUAUUGGUGUAAAAAGUGUAGUAUCAUUGUAACUACACAAGAAUACCAUUAUUCAUUACUAAUAUAUUGCAAGACUUGCUUGGUUUCAAACUGUU
This is a messenger RNA of Vigna unguiculata (cowpea), 1601 nucleotides long. RefSeq names its product protein CDI. The record is from RefSeq and is a predicted model, not a curated record. NCBI's taxonomy places the organism in Eukaryota, Viridiplantae, Streptophyta, Magnoliopsida, Fabales, Fabaceae.